Molecule: messenger RNA, 426 nt
Organism: Triticum turgidum subsp. durum (durum wheat)
Lineage: Eukaryota; Viridiplantae; Streptophyta; Magnoliopsida; Poales; Poaceae
Source: the annotation of a GenBank genome assembly
AUGUUGAAGCAUGAGAUUGGCCUCAAGCCGUUGCUAGAAAUUUUUCCUUGGGAACACAGUCAUGGCUCUUGGUUCGUGCAAGGUUUGAGGGAUAACAAUGAUGAAACACUUGACAGAGAGAAACUGGAAUGGGAUUCAGACAACGAUGAUGCCACUACUGCUUCUGCCACUGAAGUUAGUGUUCAGAAAAAGUUCCAUAAAUACAUUUCAAGGAUACUUGGAUUUCAUCCUUACAAGGAGAUUAUCUUUUUGCACAUAUCGGAUACAAGAGUAGUGGCCUACCAUCUUAAGAACUCCAAGGUUGAGGAUUUGGGGUGCUUACCCGUAGAUGGUGAUGAUUGGAUACAAUCGUUCUGUGUAUACACACCUUGCUGGAUAGAGAGCUGCUUGAGAGCAAAUAGUGUAGAACCCAAUAGUGAGCUCUAG